Messenger RNA from Cooperia oncophora, 321 nucleotides. The record is from the annotation of a GenBank genome assembly. NCBI's taxonomy places the organism in Eukaryota, Metazoa, Nematoda, Chromadorea, Rhabditida, Trichostrongylidae.
AUGCAAAAUAUUGGAAACAAGCAACGUGGCAAAUUCGUUAUGCUUUUGUGUGACGUAGACAAUCCAAAUGUGAACUACGCCAUGGAUUUCCUUUCACUUAAGCGCGAAGGUCUUCCCUAUGUACGCUUAUUUGUAAAAUCGACCAAUAGUGUAUACAAAAUGGAAGACAGUUUUGAUGGUGAGAUUAACGAAGAGAGUGUGACCGCCUUCAUGAACGCUUUCGAGGAAGGAAAAUUAAAAUCCACUGUGAAAUCUCAAGAAUUGCCUGAUAAUUGGAAUGCGACAUCGUUGAAAACUCUUGUGGGAAAUAAUUUUGCUGAG